UGAAUUCGUGUUGAGCUGAGUUUGCUCCUUUCGAAUAGAUUUCUGUUAGAGUGCAUUAUAGUAGAAUGCACGAUUGUUGUCUUUACAAAAUUCUUCUAACUUUGUGUCAAAUAUUCAGAUAUUACAAAAUUUUAAUUUAAAAAACUGCAAUUUUUUUAUUGUCAUUUGUAUAGUUAUCAAAACUUGCCACUUCUGAAAGACGUAAAUAUUAUAAAAAAAAAAAAAUUCAAAAUGAGAAUUCUUUUACUAUUCUCAUUUAUUGCAAUUUUUUUGAGCUACGGAACAGCGUGGCGUACAUUUUUACGUGGUAGAAGUAAAUAUGGAAAUUUGGGUACACCAAAUUUAUCGAAAAAAUAUAAUUUACCAAAGGAACAAUGGUUUAAACAAGUUCUUGAUCAUAACACUCCAACGGAUGCAAGAACAUGGGAACAAAGAUAUUUUGUAAAUGAUGAUUUUUAUAAAAAAAAUGGACCAGUUUUUAUAAUGAUUGGAGGCGAAGGUGAUGCUAGUGCAAAGUGGAUGGUUGAAGGACAAUGGAUAGAAUAUGCAAAACAAUUUGGAGCCAAAUGUUUCCAAAUUGAACAUCGUUUUUACGGAAAAAGUCAACCGACAGCUGAUUUGAGUGUGAAGAAUUUAGUUUAUUUAACUUCAGAGCAGGCUUUAGCUGAUAUUGCUUAUUUUAUUGAUGAAAUGAUUGUUUUGCAUCAAAUUCCAUUUGGAACUAAAUUUAUUGUCUUUGGUGGUUCAUACGCUGGUUCAUUAGCCGCAUGGAUGCGAUUAAAGUAUCCUUAUUUAGUUCAUGGUGCAGUUUCAGCAAGUGGUCCACUUUUGGCUCAAUUGGAUUUUCAACAAUAUUUCGUGGUUGUGGAAAAUUCACUAAAAACCCAUUCACAGGAUUGUGUCGAUGCAAUAACUAAUGCCACUAAUCAAAUUCAUAUAAUGUUGAAUCAUCCACUUGGACAACGAGGCAUCGUUAAAAAAUUCAAUUUGUGUGAUCCAAUUGAUACGGGACACACAAAAAGAGUCGACAUUGCAAAUUUAUAUGAGACAUUAGCGGGAAAUUUAGCGGAAAUUGUUCAAUACAAUAAGGACAAUAGAAAUGGAUCACAUUAUACAAUUGAUACUGUUUGUGAUAUUUUGGUUGAUCAAAAACGUGGAACACCCGUCGAUAGAUUUGCGGAAGUUAAUAAUUUAAUGUUGACAGAUAGUAAGGAAAAAUGUCUCGAUUAUUCUUAUUCAAAAAUGAUUAACGAAUUGAGAAACGUUACAUGGAAGGAGCAAAAAAUUAUGGGAGGACGUCAAUGGUUUUAUCAGACUUGCACAGAAUUUGGAUUUUUCCAAACUUCAACAGCACGUCCAAAAUUGGUCAGUGACACUUUCCCUGUUGACUUUUUUAUUCAACAGUGUGCUGAUGUUUUUGGACCAAGAUUCCAUGAUGUACUUGACAUGGGAAUAGGACGCACUAAUGUUAAUUAUGGAGCUCUUGAUAUAAAAUUAACAAAUGUUGUCUAUGUCCAUGGAUCAAUUGAUCCUUGGCAUGCAUUAGGAAUCACCGAUUCCACGGAUCCUAAUGCUCCGUCUAUUUACAUAAAUGGAACUGCUCACUGUGCCAAUAUGUAUCCACCUUCGAAAGACGAUAUUCCCGAACUUGUUGAAGCGAGACAAACCAUUGGCAAGUUGAUUGCUAAAUGGUUAAAUAAUUAAAAACUUAAGAAAUUUAUAAAAAUUAAGAAAAAAAAAUUUACGAACAAAUUUUUGAUAUUAAUGACUGACAAUGACAAUAGUUAUAAUAAUUCAGAGGCUAUAAAAGCAAUUGUAGAAUUUUCUGCAAAAAAAAAAAAAUGAUAUAUAACUUGUAUAAAAUGAUCUAAAUAAAAUAUAAGCUUUUUUGUAAA
Leptopilina boulardi is the source of this 1895-nucleotide messenger RNA. RefSeq names its product putative serine protease K12H4.7. Lineage: Eukaryota; Metazoa; Arthropoda; Insecta; Hymenoptera; Figitidae. The coding region runs from base 232 to 1704 and encodes 490 amino acids. Gene Ontology annotation, biological process: proteolysis. The record is from RefSeq and is a predicted model, not a curated record. Gene Ontology annotation, molecular function: dipeptidyl-peptidase activity; serine-type exopeptidase activity. The transcript has 9 exons.